AUGGCAGAGUACGUCGCCUUAGGACACGCCAGGGAGAUUUCAAGAGCCGAGGCGGACGCCACUCCACCAGGAAAGUUCUUUUAUCUUCCCCAUCAUGGCGUAGUAAACUCACAAAAGCCGGACAAGGUGAGGACAGUAUUCGAUGCAUCAGCAAGAUUUAACAAAGUUUCCCUUAACGAUCGGCUGCUCAAAGGGCCUGACCUGCUGACUAGCCUUGUAGGUCUAUUGAUGCGCUUCCGACGAGCUAAAUUUCCAGUGACGGCAGAUAUUGAAAAAAUGUUCCACCAAGUGAAGGUUUCUCCCGGUGAUCGGCCAGCCUUAAGAUAUCUGUGGAGAGAACCUGGAUCGCUGGAACAGCCAAAAAUUAUGGAAAUGCAAGUGCAGAUAUUUGGCGCCGUCUCGUCACCCACCAUCUGUUCAUACGCACUACGGCGCACCGGAGCAGAUAAUGAAGAAGACUUUCCAGGAGUCACCAACAGGAUCAUUAACUAUUUCUACGUCGACAAUUACAUGGAGUCAUUCGACGAUCAAGCCGAAGCCAUGUAUGUCAGUAAGCAACUCAGAGAAUGCCUCCUUCGCGGAGGGUUUAAACUCACCCAAUGGGCCUCCGCCGACAAAAAGAUCCUCUCUGCACUACCAGACCCGCUGUUAUCAAAACCUACUCUUAAUUUGGACAUGGACGACCUUCCGACGGAGAGAACCCUUGGUCUCACCUGGAACUGUCAAAGCGACGCAUUCGAGCUCCAAGUGAAGGUUCCAACAAUAGGAACAACUAAAAGAGACUUAUUACGUUCAGCAGCCAGCGUUUUCGAUCCGUUGGGCUUCCUAGCUCCGGUUAUGUUUAUGUCAAAGCAGCUGCUACGAGACGCCUGGGAAACAUCAACAACAUGGGACGAAAUUCUGGAUCGUAGUAUCAUAAUCCGUUGGGAAGAAUGGAAUUUAUCACUUGAAUCCCUGAGUCAAAUCAACCUUCAACGCUGCUACAAGUCUACCAAUGAAAAACCGACUGCCAUCGAACUUCAUGCAUUUUCCGACGCUUCGGAAAAGGGUUACGAAGCUGUGGUCUAUAUUAGGACUCAAUUUCGAAGUAGAAUCGAGGUAGCCUUUGUCAUUGCCAAGUCCAGGAUCUCCCCCAAAAAACCAAUUACCAUCCCACCGCUCGAGCUGAACGGCGCCCUUGUGGCAUAUCGAUUGAUUAACACCGUGAAGGCCGAGCUCGACGCUACGAUCAACAAUGUAACUAUUUGGACCGACUCAACUACCGUCUUGAGAUGGUUAACUUCAGAACACUGCCGCUACCACUCCUACGUCGCCAACAGAGUAGGAGAGAUGUUGGAACCAAAAAACGCUAACGACUGGCGAUACGUUCCUAGUAAAGAAAAUCCCGCCGAUGAUUGCUGUAGGGGAGUUUCGCCGAAACAAAUGACGGACCAACACCGCUGGUUCCAGGGACCAGACUUCCUAAAAAAACCACGAGAAAACUGGCCCACAUUCCCUAUUGAUCCCUACGUAGCCUCUGCAAACGAGUUGGAUCCGGAAGUCAAGAAAGACGAUAAUGUUGACCCUCGAAUCUGGGUCGGCCUGUCAGGAGAAGCCGAAACCAAUCGGUUCGAAACCCUAAUGGAAAGGAGAUCCUCAGUCGAUUUAAUCGUCCGAACCACCGCCUACAUUCAACGGCUCUUCAACAUGUUUCACAAAACCAGACACGAAAAAACUAAUAAUCAUCCUCCCUCCACUGAACUGUCUACACAGGAAAUCUCAGCAGCAAAGCAAUUUCUUGUAAAGCUAUCCCAGCAGGCUCACUUUUCUCAAGAAAUCAAUUGCAUUAUGGAUCGGCGUCCCAUUCAACCAGACUCAAAACUCGCGCAGCUGUCGCCUUUCCUAGACCACGACGGAAUUCUUCGUGUCGGUGGGCGAAUCCAAAGGGCAGAAGCUCCGUAUUCAGUUAGACAUCCGAUCCUUCUCCAUCCUUAA
Daphnia magna is the source of this 1974-nucleotide messenger RNA. RefSeq lists its product as uncharacterized. The transcript has a single exon. The record is from RefSeq and is a predicted model, not a curated record. The coding region runs from base 1 to 1974 and encodes 657 amino acids. NCBI's taxonomy places the organism in Eukaryota, Metazoa, Arthropoda, Branchiopoda, Diplostraca, Daphniidae.